UCCGAUUCUGUUAUUACAAUUAAUUUACGGCCAAAGAAAUCCGAAGAAAACAAGUUCCUUCCAAAACCUCCAACUCCAAGGAGCAACUCAGAAUGUCUUUAGCUCCACCGGCACCCACCUUGAGCUCCUCUUCCCAGCCACUUCCCAAAUUUUGCUCUUCCUUCACUCCCAAACUCUUUCCCUCCAACGCUCACUUUCAUCUCACUUUCUCCUCCUCCUCCUCCUCCACUCCUCACCCUCGUUCCCUUAGAUCCUCAGCUUUCAUUGUCAGGGCGUCCGAUAUAGAAUCCAAAAGCGAUACUGGACUCGGAGAUGCCGAUGCCGAUGCCGAUCAACCUUAUGAAGAGUACCAAGUGGAACUGGAGCAGCCUUAUGGGUUGAAGUUUGCCAAGGGCCGAGACGGCGGAACUUAUAUCGACGCCAUUGCACCCGGUGGCUCUGCUGACAAAACUGGAUUGUUCACCGUCGGGGAUAAAGUUAUUGCUACCAGUGCAGUGUUUGGGACAGAAAUAUGGCCUGCUGCAGAAUACGGAAGGACAAUGUAUACAAUUCGGCAAAGAAUUGGUCCAUUACUCAUGAAAAUGCAGAAGAGAUAUGGAAAAACAGAUAGUUUUGGUGAGUUAACGGAAAAGGAGAUAAUCAGAGCGGAAAGAAACUCGGGCGUAGUCAGUAAUAAAGUGAGAGAAAUCCAAUUGCAAAAUGCCUCGAGGAUGAAGGAGCAGAAAGCACGCAGAGAAAAUGACCUACGCGAAGGACUACAGCUCUACAAGAAUGCUAAAUAUGAGGAAGCAUUAGAGAAAUUCGAGUCAGUGUUGGGAUCAAAACCAGCUCCAGACGAAGCUUCAGUUGCCAGUUACAAUGUUGCAUGCUGUUAUUCCCAACUAAAUCAGUUGAAAGCUGGGCUAUCCGCCCUUGAAGAUGCCUUGGAAGCAGGAUUCGAAGAUUUCAAGAGAGUUCGGACGGAUCCUGACCUAUCAACCUUGAGGACAUCGGAGGAAUUUGAGCCUCUUGUGAAAAGGUUUGACGAGUCGUUUAUCAAUGAGAAUGCCAUCAAUGCCAUUAAAUCGCUAUUCGGCUUCAAUAAAUAAUAAACAAACUCGUCUAUAGCAACCUUUUAUAAAACAAUCCAAAUUCGUGUGUCAAGUAUUCAAAAAGCUUCUUUGUAUCGUUCCAAUUUUAUUAGAUGUCCCUGAAGAGACAAGUAUUCAAAAAGCUUCUGGCUUUGGCUUUUAGAUGGGUAACAUAAGAAUUUCAAUGUAAUUCGUUCUCAAAAUCUUUAUUUGUGCGUUCUGUUAACGAUAUGCACAAUGAAAAACUGUUGCAAGAAAGCUGUUUGUGUCUAA
Molecule: messenger RNA, 1343 nt
Organism: Momordica charantia (bitter melon)
Lineage: Eukaryota; Viridiplantae; Streptophyta; Magnoliopsida; Cucurbitales; Cucurbitaceae
Gene: ZKT
Product: protein containing PDZ domain, a K-box domain, and a TPR region
Molecular function (GO): protein binding
Source: RefSeq, a predicted model, not a curated record